Molecule: messenger RNA, 1308 nt
Organism: Arachis ipaensis
Lineage: Eukaryota; Viridiplantae; Streptophyta; Magnoliopsida; Fabales; Fabaceae
Molecular function (GO): zinc ion binding
Source: RefSeq, a predicted model, not a curated record
AUGAACUCAACAAAUGCAGAGGACAUACCCAGUAACUAUGGUUUGACCGGUGAAAUGGAGCUAGAGGUUGGCUUGAAAUUCCUGAGUAAGGAUGCAGCAAUGCUUGCUAUUAAGAACUACAACAUCCGUCGAAGUGCAGAAUUCAAAGUAGUGGAGUCAGAUCAUACUAGACGCAACCAUUUGCAUAAAGGUGUUGCAGGGAUCCGUGGAAUCGGCAUACGGAUACAAGGUGUCUUACAAAAAGGUUUGGCUAGUGAAGCAAAAGGCAAUAGCGAGAAUCUAUGGAGACUGGAUGAUUCUUAUAACCAGCUACAGAGAUACUUCAAUGCGUUGCAAACUUUUGUUCCAGGUACAAUUGUCGACCUACAAACCCGACCAUACUAUGUCGGCAACACGCUCGACCGCGAAAGUACCUUGUUGAUGGGAAUAGCACAGGACGGAAACAACAACAUUCUUCCCAUAGCUUUCGCGCUAGUGGAACGGGAGAACACAGAUGCGUGGUACUUCUUUCUCACCAACUUAAGGAGACAUGUGGCUACUCAACCGGAAGUUCUACUGAUCUCUGACAGGCAUGCGGCUAUAAAGGCUGCGCUCGAGCGAGAGGGUUGUGGCUGGGAACACAAUGUUUACUGUGUCCGACACAUUGCGUCCAACUUCGCAACAAACUUCAAGAGUAAGGAAGCCAAAAGACAUCUUGUUAGCGUGGCAUACUCGAAGACCCAAGAGCAAGCACAAUACUACCUAGAGUUAAUCAGCGCGGAGGAUCCCGCCACAUCCCUGGCAAUGAUGGCUUGGAUAAGAGGGUUAGAGCCACCGAAAUGGCUCCAACACCGCGAUGAGGGUUGCCGAUAUGGUCACACAACAACGAAUCUUUCUGAGUGCAUCAACUCUGUGAUGAAGGAGACUCGUAACCUUCCAGUGUGUGCAAUUGUGAAGUCCACGUACCACCGUUUAAAUGCAUUGUUUGUCCAGAAGGGUCAGCAGGCAGAAGCACAGGUUGUAUGUGGCCAGAUCUUUUCGCAGUUCUUGCAAAAGGCAAUACUUGCCAACAGGGAGGGAAUCACGCAAAUGCUUGUCAUAUCACACGACAGGGCGACAUCGAUCUUCACCGUCGAUGAGAUAGCCGACGUAGGGUCUCAAUCCAGAUUCAGAGUUUACCUCCAGCAAAGACGGUGUGACUACGGAUACUUCCAAGCGUUGCACUACCCGUGUGCCCACGCGCUUGCAGCAUGUGCCCAUGCCAGGCUUGACUGGCAGUCUUAUGUCGACGAUGUCUAUCGGGUGGAAAAUGCGUUCCGGGUAUAUUAG